Messenger RNA from Emys orbicularis (European pond turtle), 2880 nucleotides. It is a transcript of the gene OSBPL6, whose product is annotated as oxysterol binding protein like 6. The record is from RefSeq and is a predicted model, not a curated record. NCBI's taxonomy places the organism in Eukaryota, Metazoa, Chordata, Testudines, Emydidae. The transcript has 24 exons. Gene Ontology annotation, cellular component: intracellular membrane-bounded organelle; membrane; cytosol. Gene Ontology annotation, molecular function: cholesterol binding. The coding region runs from base 1 to 2880 and encodes 959 amino acids.
AUGAGUUCAGAGGAGAAGGGUGUAUCUCCUGCUCACAAAACAUCCACUCCAUCACAUAAAAGUGCCUCCUCUUCAUUGUCAUCUCAGAGGGACAGUAAGCAGAGUGCUCAUGUAUUGGAGCGAAAUAUUUCUUUUGGAAGUGCAGACCCAUCUGUAAGCAAACAGUUGCUCGAAACUGAGUCUGUCUCUCUGUCUAAGGAACCUGACAGCUGGGAAAUCAUAGAGGGGCUGAAAAUAGGCCAGACUAAUGUCCAGAAACCAGACAAACAUGAAGGUUUCAUGCUGAAGAAAAGAAAAUGGCCUUUAAAAGGCUGGCACAAGCGCUUUUUUGUCCUGGAUAAUGGAAUGUUGAAGUAUUCAAAGUCACCAAUUGAUAUUCAGAAAGGCAAGGUACAUGGAAGCAUUGAUGUUGGCUUAUCAGUUAUGUCAAUUAAAAAGAAAGCUCGUAGAAUAGACCUUGAUACAGAAGAGCAUAUCUACCACCUGAAAGUGAAGUCCCAGGAUUCAUUUGAUGCAUGGGUAUCAAAACUGCGCCACCACAGAUUGUACCGUCAGAAUGAGAUUGUAAGAUCACCAAGGGAUGCCAGCUUUCACAUAUUCCCGUCAGCCUCUACUACAGAGUCUUCACCAGCUGCUAAUGUUGCUGUGUUAGAUGGAAAGGUUCCACAAAAUAGCUUCCCAUGGCAACCCGCCAUACCAUGUAGUAAUAGCCUUCCUGCAACAUAUACUACUGGCCAAAGUAAAGUAGUAGCAUGGUUGCAGGAUUCUGAGGAGAUGGACAGAUGUGCAGAAGAUCUUGCACACUGCCAAUCAAACCUCGUGGAACUUAGUAAGCUUCUUCAAAAUUUAGAAAUUCUACAGAGGACUCAAUCGGCACCGAACUUCACAGACAUGCAGGCUAACUGUGUAGAUAUUUCAAAGAAAGACAAGCGGGUCACAAGACGAUGGAGAACAAAAAGUGUCAGCAAAGAUGCAAAAAUACAACUUCAGGAAGGGCCAGCGCUGAAGGGCCAGUUCAGCACAACACGACGCCGGCAGAGACUAGCAGCAGCUGUGGCUACAACAGUCCCUUUCAGUGCUACAAUGUCACCGGUUCGCCUGCACUCAUCCAACCCCAAUCUUUGUGUAGACAUCGAAUUUCAGACUCCCCCAAGCCAGGUAGCUGACCCCUUGGAAUGCUCCAUGGAGUACAUCAAACUUCAAGAAGAGUUUUGCCUCAUGGCACAGAAAGUUCAUUCUCUUUUGAAGUCUGCCUUUAACAGCAUAGCUAUUGAGAAGGAGAAGCUUAAGCAGAUGGUUUCAGAACAGGACAUUGCAGGCCACAAUUCACAAAUAACACGCCUCAGACAAUCACUUUCUCAGGCUCUCAACCAGAAUGCUGAACUAAGGAGUCGCUUGAACAGAAUACAUUCUGAGUCUGUUAUUUGUGAUCAGGUUGUCAGUGUAAAUAUUAUCCCUAGUCCUGAUGAGACUGGUGAACAAAUCCAUGUUAAUCUCCCAUUGUCUCAGCAAGUUUCUAAUGAGAGCAGGCUCUCUAUGUCCGAAUCUGUCUCUGAAUUCUUUGAUGCACAGGAAGUGCUUUUGUCGGCAAGCUCAUCAGAAAAUGAGGCUUCUGAUGAUGAAUCCUAUAUCAGUGAUGUGAGUGAUAACAUAUCUGAGGACAACACCAGUGUUGCAGACAACGUUUUCCGACAAAUUCUUAAUGGUGAGCUAGCAGGAGGUGCAUUCAGGAAUGGACGUCGGACUUGUCUCCCAGCUCCCUGUCCUGAUACCAGUAAUAUCAAUCUGUGGAAUAUUUUGAGAAAUAAUAUUGGCAAAGAUCUCUCCAAAGUCUCCAUGCCAGUUGAGCUAAAUGAACCUCUUAAUACUUUACAACACCUUUGUGAAGAAUUGGAAUACAGUGAACUCCUGGACAAAGCUGCUGAAACUGAUGAUCCAUACGAACGCAUGGUUCUCAUAGCUGCCUUUGCAGCUUCAGGGUAUGCCUCCACUUACUACAGAGCAGGAAGCAAGCCAUUCAAUCCAGUGCUUGGUGAGACUUAUGAAUGUAUUAGGGAAGACAAAGGAUUCCGAUUUUUCUCAGAGCAGGUUAGCCACCAUCCACCCAUUUCUGCCUGUCACUGUGAAUCAAAGAAUUUUGUGUUUUGGCAAGAUAUCAGAUGGAAAAAUAAGUUCUGGGGGAAAUCAAUGGAAAUCCUGCCAAUUGGAACACUGAAUGUGACUUUUCCAAAGUAUGGAGAUUACUACGUGUGGAACAAAGUCACCACCUGCAUACACAACAUCCUUAGUGGAAGGAGGUGGAUAGAGCAUUAUGGAGAAAUAACGAUCAGAAACACAAAAAGCAGUGUUUGUAUUUGUAAGCUCACAUUUGUCAAGGUGAAUUAUUGGAAUUCAAAUGUAAAUGAAGUCCAAGGGGUUGUCAUGGACCAAGAAGGAAAGGUGGUGCAUCGCCUCUUUGGAAAGUGGCAUGAAGGGUUAUACUGUGGGGUUGCACCUUCAGCAAAAUGUAUAUGGAGGCCAGGCUCCAUGCCAACCCACUAUGAACGUUAUUAUGGCUUUACAAGGUUUGCUAUUGAACUCAAUGAGUUAGAUCCUGUAUUGAAAGAUAUUCUUCCAACAACAGAUGCACGAUUCAGGCCAGAUCAGAGACUUUUGGAAGAAGGAAAUGUAGAAGCAGCAGCCACAGAAAAGCAAAGAAUAGAGGAACUCCAGAGAAGUAGAAGGCGGAACAUGGAGGAGAACAACAUUGAAUACAAACCAAAAUUUUUUAAAAAAGUUAUCGAUGCCAAUCAAAGAGAGAGCUGGGUUUCUAAUGACACCUAUUGGGAACUGCGAAAGGAUCCUGGCUUUAGUAAAGUAGAAACUCCCAUACUCUGGUAA